Molecule: messenger RNA, 1328 nt
Organism: Vicia villosa (hairy vetch)
Lineage: Eukaryota; Viridiplantae; Streptophyta; Magnoliopsida; Fabales; Fabaceae
Product: ranBP2-type zinc finger protein At1g67325
Exons: 10
Coding region: 112-1188 (358 amino acids)
Source: RefSeq, a predicted model, not a curated record
AGACAGUUUGGGUAUCGCGUUUGUGCAUUCUGUUUACCGUCCCGUUCGACAAGUAGAAGAAGAAUCUCUCUAUCUCUUUCCUUUUCCCCUCGCAGCAGUCACUCAUCGGCCAUGUCUCAGGUUGAUAACAGAAAUUCCUCAGCUGCAAAGCGUGCCAGGACUGAUGGUAGCCGUAGGGAAGAUGACUGGACAUGUCCCAGCUGUGGCAAUGUCAAUUUCUCUUUCAGGACAACCUGCAAUAUGCGUAACUGCACCCAACCAAGGCCUGCCGAUCAUAAUUUGAAAUCUGCUGUGAAGCCUCUUCAAGCUCCACCGGCCUAUUCAGCUGCACCUCCUUAUAUAGGCUCCAAUGCCCCCCCUUCAAUAUAUCUUGGGGUCCCACCAUACGGGUCUUCUUUAUUCAAUGGAUCACCAGUUCCUCCCUACGAGGUUCCAUUUUCUGGAGGAUCAGCGGCCUAUCACUACAAUUAUGGAGGCCGCCUUUCUGCUGGCAGUCCGUAUAGACCACUGCAUCUAGCAGGACCACCACCAUACGCAAGUGGAUCCAUGGUGGGAAACGGUGGGAUCUAUGCCAUGCCUCAGUUAUUGGAUCGCUAUGGCCUUGGUGUCCCUAUUGGACCUGGAGCAAUGGGCACUAGGCCAGGAUUUUUUCGCGAUGACAAGUCUCAGAAAAAAGGAGGAGAUGCUACUCGUGACAAUGAUUGGGCAUGUCCAAAAUGUGGCAAUGUCAAUUUCUCAUUUAGAACUGUCUGCAACAUGAGAAAGUGCAACACUCCCAAGCCUGGAUCCCAGGCCUCAAAGCCUGACAAGAACUCUAAGCAAAAGAUGCCCGAGGGAAGCUGGAAGUGUGAAAAAUGUAAUAACAUAAAUUACCCAUUCCGAACCAAGUGCAACAGACAGAAUUGUGGUGCUGACAAGCCAGCUGAGUCGGAUAAAUCUCCCUCAUCAUCUCCAGAACAAAAUGACCAGGCAGAGAACCAUUGCGAAGAAAUGAAGAACUCAGAAGCGUGUUCUGAAGAAGCCGCUUGUUGCACUUCGGUCUUGAAGGAAGCAUCAUCUUUAGCCGCUUGUUGCACUUCGGUCUUGAAGGACGACACAUCUUUAAAGAGACCGAGAGAAAUGGAUGGAAAUUUUAAAAGGUCCUCAUUGAUCUCACCACUCGCCAGCAUUUGUAUUAAAAUAGUUUAAAUUUGAUUCAUUAAUAGGAUUAAUUGUUACAAAGAUUGUCGUAUAGUCUAGAUGCAUUAAACUUAACUACGAUCUGAUCUGAUUUGUAUAAUGAAAUAAUUUCCAUGCAACUUCUAUAGGAACUUUACAACUGACGCUGA